GCUGGCGGCUACAGCUGCUGAUUGAUUCUCGUAACUGCCAACCGACGGAUUUAACGGAUUUCUCGGUGACCAGCGGUAGUAGACUGUUUGUUUGCUUGGCCAGGUGACUCCGUGUUCUUGGCCAGCUCCUUAUUUAGCCGUCGGCAAAGUGCAAAAAAGUGAAAUCGAAAAACGAAAAAGAAAAACACACAUUAACUACCAAAACGGAUUGAUAAUCUACAUAAAAAAAACUAAAACUAGUUCGGAUUUAAUCACUCACGGAUUAUAAUUCCAUUUAGUUCAGUGCGCGAGUAGAUCGGUGCAUCGUAACUUUAAGAUUUGCUUUAUAUAGUUUUAGUUAAAAGCAAAAAUUAAUAUUAAAUGACAGUGCACAGUAAUGAAACCGGUAUCUGUUUAGUAAUGAAUGCCGUUUCAACUCACCUUGCCACCUCGUCGCCCAACACGCCUCCAACCAACGCUCCACAGAGUCCGCCCUCGACGCUGCCCACGCUCGCCUGUCCCGCCGCCCAGCCGCUGAGUGCACCCGGUAUUUCCGGGCCAGGUCAUAGUGGCAUGGUGACCUCAACGGUGCCGCCGGGCGCCCGCUCCACCUCACCGUGCGGUCCAUCCACCGGUUUGCCUGCCCUCUCCCUGGUCGGUGCACCGCCACCAGGACCUCACUCAUCUGGACCUGGAGGCGCACCGGCGCCUGGAGCUGGCAAUCCACCCAAUCGCUGCUGUGAUACGGGUCGCACCAUCUACACGGAUCCGGUUAGCGGCCAGACGAUCUGCUCCUGCCAGUACGAUAUGCUCAACUACCAGCGUUUAGCCGCCGCCGGUGGAGUGCCACUCGGUGUCUAUCCGGAGGGCAUGUCCGCCUACCUCUCGGGGAUUGCAGCGGAUCAGCCGCCGUUCUACGCCAAUCCGGCUGGCAUCGAUUUGAAAGAGAACCUGGUGGCCGGAGCAUCGCCCUGGCCAUAUCCAGCGAUGUAUCAUCCGUACGAUACGGCCUUCGCUGGUUAUCCAUUCAACAGCUACGGCAUGGAUUUGAAUGGGGCAAGAAGGAAGAACGCCACCCGCGAGACCACCUCCACAUUGAAGGCCUGGCUAAAUGAGCACAAGAAGAACCCGUACCCCACCAAGGGCGAGAAAAUAAUGCUGGCCAUUAUCACCAAGAUGACGCUGACGCAGGUGUCCACGUGGUUUGCCAAUGCGAGAAGAAGACUGAAAAAGGAGAACAAGAUGACCUGGGAGCCCAGGAAUCGUGUCGACGACGAUGAUGCUAAUAUCGAUGAUGACGAUGAUAAGAAUACGGAGGAAAAUGAUCUGCUAGAUGCCAAGGACUCUGGCGUAGGCUCCACGGACGACAAGGACCGUUCCGGUCGUCUGGCCGACAUGAUGGCCGACCGUCCGGGCGAGAGCAACAACAGUGAAUGGUCUGAGUCAAGGCCAGGAUCGCCGAAUGGAUCACCCGACUUGUACGACCGCCCUGGCAGCAUGCCGCCAGGUGCCCACCCACUCUUCCAUCCCGCCGCCCUGCACCACCACUUCCGACCGCCAGCGGGAUCUCCGCCAGACAUCGCCGCCUACCACCACCAUCAACAGCAGCUGCUGCAGCAGCAUCAGCAGGCGCAGCAGAACUCGCUGCAGACCGCAGUUGGGGGAACAGCAAAGCCAAGGAUCUGGUCGCUAGCUGACAUGGCUUCUAAGGACAGUAAAGACUCGAAUUCCGGGGCCAAAGAUAAUCUGCCCGAGCUACCGCCCACGCAUCCCGGCUUCUAUGGUCAUCCAGGUCAACAGCCUUCGCCCGGCAAAAUUCUAUCACCCCUGGCGGCCAGGAUUCCCAACUAUUCACCCUAUGUCCGCCCAGAUUUGUAUCGAGGAUUCUAUGGACCAGCUGCGGCGCACUUGAGUGCUCCUACGCAGGAGUUCCUCGAGCAUCAGCGCACGUUCGGAGCCAGUUUGGCGGCCCACAAUGGACCGCUCGGCAUGAAUCCGCUUCUGUGGAAGGCCGCCGUUUCGGGAGCUGCCAAUGGACCCCACUUUGCACCCCUUAGUCUGACGACAUCAGGUGGAUCCGGUGGUGGACCCCAGCAAGUGGCACCGCCACCAGUCGCUUCGCCCUCCGCCUCCAGUUCGUCAUCAUCGAUGGGCUGCGAUGUGGUCCAUAUACCCACGACCAGUGGUCAAUCGGCGGCCCAGCACAUGAUGGGACCAAUAUCCAGCAAUUCAACCGCCUCGUCAUCCAGUUCGCACUCCGGAAAGAUAUCGCCCGGCGUGAAUGUGACCUCGCUGAGUGCAAAGCCAUGACAUCCAUCGGCGGCUUCACCGGAUCCGGCAGCACCAGUUGCCUCGCCCAUCUCCGCCUUCCGCUCGCUGAUCGCCUUCCGGGAGCAGCAGAAGCUAACGCUACUGCGACCGUAGUCACUUCCAGUUUCGAAUCCGACAACGAUUUCGUUUCCGAUCUCGAUACCGAUACCGAUACAGAUUCCGAUUUCGAGGCCCGGGCUUGAAAGGUAUAAUUACACUUUCGGACAAUAAUUUACAAUGUGAUUAUUCGGUAUUUUGAUUAACGCCGCUUAUACCAAAUAGCAAGCAAACAAAAAAAAAAUAACAAAACAAUUAAGAAACAAAAACAAAACCAGCUGAAACGCAGCGGUUCCUUUGGCAUGGGCCCCCAAAAAAAUAAUGAAAAAAUUAUCAAGAAAAUUCAACAAAACUAAAAAAAAGAAGAGAGAAAAAAUAAUAAUGAAAAACCCAACCGCUGCCCCCAGACGUUGUGCAAUUUUGUGGAGAAGAUAAUCCAAAAACCAUUUGAAGAUACGUUAAUUUAAUUACUUAACAACUUAUGCAAUCAGAGCUUAUAGGAUGUAAAUUGGAAGAUAUAUAGCAGGGCGACAUCAAUGAAUACAUACAUAACAUACAUACCCGACCACUAAACAUAUAUACCGAUAUGGCAAAAUGGCAGAUCCGAGACACCCCACUAAAUUAUACAUAUAGAAGCACAAAUCGGCUGGCAGCUAAGGUCUAUAACUUCUGUAGAUUUUAAUUAAAUAUAUAUCUUAGAUUUUUGUUCGAUUUAAAAAAAAAAAACGGCCCUUGUGGGAGGACCCGAAAACAUAUCAACCCAAGUCUGCUGAAUAUGCCUCCCCCCCUCAUUUUCCCCUCUUGAUUUUCCCAACCGAAACCGAGACCGAGCCCAAACCCAAGCCAAAUGUACACGAGCAAUCAUUGAUUUAGCUGUUAUUGUUUUUAUCGUCUUAAGUUACCAAUUUGUUCCUGUCGUUUAUAAAUUUAAUUUAUUUUACUUCGUAUGUGUACCAUAAUUUUGUACGUGUGUGUAAUUAAUGAAUUAUUUCGUAAAACUAGAGAUCCAUGUAUUGCUGUACUUUAUGCACAAGUUGUAAGUAUGUAAGCUCGCGUAAUUGUAGCGCCCUAAGCGUAGUGUAAAUUAGUAAAACUGUAUAUACUUAUAAUAAAAGAACGAUAAUGAGACA
Messenger RNA from Drosophila eugracilis, 3476 nucleotides. It is a transcript of the gene mirr, whose product is annotated as homeobox protein caupolican. NCBI's taxonomy places the organism in Eukaryota, Metazoa, Arthropoda, Insecta, Diptera, Drosophilidae. The coding region runs from base 361 to 2289 and encodes 642 amino acids. The record is from RefSeq and is a predicted model, not a curated record. Gene Ontology annotation, biological process: cell development; neuron differentiation; regulation of transcription by RNA polymerase II. The transcript has 5 exons. Gene Ontology annotation, molecular function: DNA-binding transcription factor activity, RNA polymerase II-specific; RNA polymerase II cis-regulatory region sequence-specific DNA binding. Gene Ontology annotation, cellular component: nucleus.